AUGGCAGAAAGUCUUGAGAUUCCUCUCCUGCUAGAAGAAAGGUUGGAUAGUUCCGGACCCGACGAAACUUCCACCGAAGCCACACCGCACUCACACGUCAUUUCAGGUGGCCGGAUUGCAGCGACAUAUAUGUUCGCAGAUAUGGGGGAGCUGAAUUACCACUCCGCCAUUUCGUACACCACUGUCAACACCGACACCGCUGAGGCCGUGCGAGCUGCUGAUGUGACGGUGUUGGAAAAGCUACAGGAUGCCAUCCGACCCGAACUCGAAUGUCAGGUCUGCUACCAGAUCAUGUUGGACCCUUUGACUACCUCGUGUGGCCAUACUUUCUGUAGAAGGUGCUUCUGCCGAGCCAUGGACCAUACCAACCAUUGCCCCAUGUGUCGUCGUCUACUGCCACUGGUCCACUCCCAACAGACAACACCCAACAAUAAGAGAGUCGCACGUUUGAUACAGCAUCUGUUUCCUGAUCUCCUGGUGGCGAGGAAGGCUCUUGCCGCACAAGAAGACAUGGUUGAUGAAGAGACCCAACUACCACUCUUCCCAUGCACGUUGGUCUAUCCCCAGAUGCCGACGUUUCUGCAUAUUUUCGAACCCCGAUAUAGGUUAAUGGUCAGGCGCGUCCUCGAAAACGGCACGCGCAAGUUUGGAAUGCUGGCAUACAAGCCACACAGCGAAUACCAACAAGGUGGCCCUCAUUACCAGGAGUAUGGGACAGUCUUGUUCGUCGAACGAGUAGAAAUGUUGGCCGAUGGUCGGAGUCUCCUAGAAACAAGAGGUUUGUAUAAAUUUCGGGUCGUCGAAACCGGGAUGGUCGACGGAUAUCUCACUGGUCGAAUUCAACGCUUUGAUGACAUCAGCGUCCACGAGGAGGAGGCGAUAGAGGCGCGGGAGACGUGUAUGCCAGUACAGCCAGAUCAAGAUGACCUUGCGCGACUCCAUCACUCGUCGACACAGCAACUCUUAGAGUAUGGACUAGAAUUUGUUCGCCAAGCUCAAGCACGUUCAGCGCGAUGGCUACACCAAAGGGUCCUUGCCGCUUACGGACAACCACCAGAAGAUGCUGCAACGUUCCCUUACUGGCUCGCAAGUGUUCUACCGAUCGCAGAGACGGAGAAGUAUGCCCUGCUGCCGGCUGCCGGCGUGAGGGAACGCUUGAAAAUUACGGCUGAAUGGAUAUACCGACUUGAGCAAGCGCGGUGUGAGUACGAAGCAGAGCUAGCUGCAAAAGUGCGAGAGCAGCAAGAUCGACAUCAGCAGGAAACUCGUGAUGCUGUCGCACCUACUCCGCCCGCGCAGCUCGAGCCUCGCUCUGUGACCACACGAGGGCCUGAGCUUACCGAGCCUGAAGCACAUGAGCUCGAGACUGCCGGGACUGAAGCUGAAUCAACCGAGCUCCCUGAAAGUUAA
Molecule: messenger RNA, 1410 nt
Organism: Fonsecaea pedrosoi CBS 271.37
Lineage: Eukaryota; Fungi; Ascomycota; Eurotiomycetes; Chaetothyriales; Herpotrichiellaceae
Exons: 2
Coding region: 1-1410 (469 amino acids)
Source: RefSeq, a predicted model, not a curated record